UAACUUUGUAGGACAAACAGUCACGUCAAAUAAAAUGUCAGCGCCCAUUGAAUCGUGUACGGAUAUUGAUAAUUUUAAGGAUAUUUAUAAAAGGUACAAAAGACGAGACAAACCAUUAGUAGUUGAAGAUGUUAUUGACAUCCACACAGGAAUAAAUAUUCCCAACGCUAUACCGUUUGAUCUUCAUGAACCAGCACACAAGUCGUUUCCAGGCCUGAAACCUGUUGCAGAAUGGAGGGCCUACCAGAUACAGAAUUGUGAGGGUUUUAUCGUCAUAUCGAAUGCGUUCAAGCGGAAGUACCAGCGCUACUGGGUGGCUAGAUGUUUGCUUGACUUCCCUAUGAAGCCUAAUAAAACCAACGUAGAUGCACAUACAGAUAGACCAUCACAGAUAUGGAAUUCCUGUAUUGAUAAUAACAGACCAGACUUAAAGAAGGACAGCUUAUUGAUGCGACUCCGAUGGGCCACACUAGGCUAUCAGUACGAGUGGAACACUAAGGAAUACUUCUCUGACCGUGUGCAAGAGUUCCCCACAGAUCUGAGUCAUUUGUGUGGCUACAUAGCAGAGACGCUUGGUUACUCAAGCUACUCGUCUGAGGCAGGAAUUGUCAACUUCUACAGAAUGGACUCCUCGUUGAUGGGUCACACUGAUGUCUCGGAGCUAGACCAUGCUGCACCUAUCAUUUCCUUUAGCUUUGGUCAAUCCUGUAUAUUCCUGAUUGGAGGACCAACAAAGGCGACAACACCGACAGCAGUGUUUCUGCACAGUGGGGACAUUGUUCUGAUGACGAAACAGGCCCGACUGAGCUACCACGCAGUACCCAGAAUACUUCCUGGCAAUCCGGAACAUCUCCAUAACUGUUUCUAUGGUGAUGAUGAUGUCAUCAUCACUGAAUCACAGGGGGAUAAGUCUAUUCAGCAAUAUGUGGAAAGUUCUGGGGAUUCCAAUGAAAUUGAUCCAUACAGUGACACAGCCAAUCAGAAGCCCCCUCACAUAAAUAUUGUCCAAUCAGAUUCAGCGUCUCACAAGGAGGAUGUGGUUGAAACACCAACCAUGAAAGGGAACAAUUGCAGUGUUGAUGAACUGGGUGUGAUCAUGGAUGAAGUGUUACAAGGGCUGGAUUGGGCUCCGUUUCAUGAAUAUUUGAACGUUUCUCGUGUGAAUGUAAACGUGAGACAGGUAUUGAAGGCUGGAGCUGAGCUGGGACUUUCUUUAGCAGAGAUAAAACCUUGUGAUAGGAACUACACACAAAAAUAGUGACACAGUUUAUUGUUACUGAUAUGCACAGUUUGUAUGCUACAUCGAGAAUUAAAAUGAGUCAUUUAGAGUUUACCAUGUCUCUGAAUAUAAGUGUGCAUAUUUGAACAUUAAUAUAAAUACACACAAUGUAGAAAGAAAGUUUCCAUGCCAACCAAAAUCAUGGGUCAACCUUGGACCUUUUAUUCAUUUAUCAUUUUAAAAACUACCAUAUGUCUGCAUCUUUCCAAAUCCCUGUUAAGACCAUUCAAUAUUUAAAUAAAAUACAUUUAAGACUGACA
Molecule: messenger RNA, 1539 nt
Organism: Dreissena polymorpha
Lineage: Eukaryota; Metazoa; Mollusca; Bivalvia; Myida; Dreissenidae
Product: nucleic acid dioxygenase ALKBH1-like
Exons: 6
Coding region: 35-1258 (407 amino acids)
Biological process (GO): oxidative RNA demethylation
Cellular component (GO): cytoplasm; nucleus
Molecular function (GO): oxidative RNA demethylase activity; ferrous iron binding; broad specificity oxidative DNA demethylase activity
Source: RefSeq, a predicted model, not a curated record